Durio zibethinus is the source of this 1629-nucleotide messenger RNA. Its product is annotated as protein WVD2-like 2. Lineage: Eukaryota; Viridiplantae; Streptophyta; Magnoliopsida; Malvales; Malvaceae. The record is from RefSeq and is a predicted model, not a curated record. Gene Ontology annotation, biological process: microtubule cytoskeleton organization. Gene Ontology annotation, molecular function: microtubule binding.
UCAACAUUGCAAAGAAGCAAAGAAAAAAAAAUACAGAGCUUUAAAAGCCUGAAUAAAUGGAAAAUCACAGAAAAGAUUUCGUCUGUUAUUAAGGCACACUAAAAUAGAGAGAGAGAAACUGUAAGGAAGAAAAGAAGAAGAAGAGAGAAGAAACGGGGUGGAAGAUCUUGUCAGAUCAAGCUAGAAAAAACUGUAUGAGAAAAUACUUAUCAAAGUUCUUAUCUAUUUUUUGGUUGGGUUUUUGGUUUUGACAUAAGCGAUGUGGUUUGAUCUGUUUAACUGAUUUUUCUUCUAGCUGUCUUUCUCAAGUUUGAUGGGGAGGGAACUCGUAAAUGUGCACAUGGACAAUAAGCCAAAAGGUGUAGUGAAAUCGAAUGGUAUGGUGAAUUCAAAUGGUAAUCCAAAAGUUUCAGAAGGCCCUGAGUCAAAGAACUCUGAGGUCAAAGAAUGCACUGCAGAGCAAUCGGUUGUCGAGAAUGGUCUUGAGAAUCAAGAUGUGCUGGGUGUUAAAAUCACAAAUUUUCGUACUAACAUCCCUGAUGAGAAAAAUGAAAAGACUGGAGAUCAGGAAUCCACUAACAAUAAGAAGUUAGGCACCACUGCAUCUAAAUCGAGUGGUGCUGGAAAUACUCAUGUCCACCACACGACCUCAAAAGCUGGUCCAAAUGGCACGGCAAGUGUUAAUUCUACACGUUCACCUACUGCUAAAAGGAAUUCAGAGCCAAGCUCUCCUCUGACUCCUCGGAUGUCAAGGAAGCCAAUGCAACCUUUUGACAGGAAGCAUCCUGAUGAAGAAGAUAAUUGGUCUGUCGCUUCCUCUACUGCUGCGUCUAUUGGUACUGCUAGAUCGAGAGUUACUAUUGGAACUGCUCCAACCUUUAAAAGUGCUGAACGAGCUGAGAAACGGAAGGAGUUUUACCAGAAGUUAGAGGAAAAACACCGAGCUAUGGAGGCAGAGAGAAGCCAGUGUGAGGCCAGGACCAAGGAAGAGCAAGAAGCAGCCCUUAAGCAACUUAGAAAGAGCAUGGUUGUAAAAGCAAAUCCAAUACCUAGUUUCUACCAUGAAGGACCUCCACCAAAGGUUGAAUUGAAGAAGCUGCCAUUGACUCGGCCAAAGUCACCAAAUCUUACUCGGAGAAAGAGCUGUGGUGAUGCAGUCGACUUAUCUCAGGAUGAAAAAGCAAAAGCUUGCUGUCGGACUCGCCGACACAGCUUAGUUAUCCAUAGAGAACGAUCCUCUACUGUGAAUGAGGUCAAAAGUAAGGGACAGAGCAGUAAUGGAGAUGGCAAGGUGAAAGAUUGAGCAAAACAGGUAAAAGAGGCAACAAAAGCUGCUCCUACUAAAAUCACCGAGCAGAGUAAUGUUAACAUCAAUGUUCAGUCAUGAACAUCCGGUUUUUACUAACUCUUAAAACGGGGAAAUGGUCUUGAAUUUCACUACAUGUCCUGAAAGGAAUUAGCCUGUUUCUUUUCACCAGGGAUGACUUGUUUUGUCAUUGGUUUGCAUUGAUUUGAAUUGUAUAUGUAUAUGUUUUGUAAGUUACAUUGUUACAUAUCUUGUUAUAUAUAAAAAGAGUUAUUGAUUCUAAUGUUGAUGAAAUGCCUUGUUUUCAUAUGAAAUUUUCAUAA